Messenger RNA from Entrophospora sp. SA101, 414 nucleotides. NCBI's taxonomy places the organism in Eukaryota, Fungi, Glomeromycota, Glomeromycetes, Entrophosporales, Entrophosporaceae. The record is from the annotation of a GenBank genome assembly.
AUGUCCGGAUGUAAUCGUAAAAGAAGAUUAUCGAAAUUACCAACUCCUGUUAUUAUCCCACCACCGUCACCUUCUUCAAUAAUAUCAACUUCUUCUUCCUCUUCAACUUCAAAUACUUUAAUCAACAAUGUUGUAAAUGGUUGUUUGUCUUCUCCUAUAAGCCCCGCUAAAAGUGAUUCUUUUUUUGACCUGCCUGCUUCUCCUCGUAAUCCUCACAGUCCAACAAAAAGAUUUGUAUUAAAACCUAUAAACGCCAUCACUGCUGCGCUUCAACGAACAACAAUUACUGGUAGCAAUAAUUCAAUACGUAAAAAAUUGGAUUCACCAACAACUAGUGAUGAUGACAAUGAUAUAAUUUAUACCAACAAAGCCAUACCAAAUCUUGAUCGUGGUGUUUUUAUUCUACAAACAUGA